AAACUCUUCGGACUGGUUUUUAAAAUAAAUAUUGGAAGAAAAUCCAUCCUCAGAGAGAAUCGGCAUAGGAGGAGAUGGAAGUUUUCCCCUUGCUCUUGGUUUUGUCCGUCUGGUGGUCUCGAACCUGGGACGCGGCGAAUGCGGAUUCGAUCAUUCACAUCGGAGCAAUUUUUGAUGAAUCUGCCAAAAAAGAUGAUGAGGUGUUUCGCACAGCAGUUGGCGACCUUAACCAGAAUGAGGAGAUCUUACAGACUGAGAAAAUCACAUUUUCAGUGACAUUUGUUGAUGGCAACAACCCUUUUCAAGCAGUUCAAGAAGCCUGUGAACUUAUGAAUCAAGGCAUCUUGGCUCUGGUCAGCUCCAUUGGCUGCACGUCAGCAGGAUCCCUCCAGUCUUUGGCAGAUGCCAUGCACAUCCCCCACCUCUUCAUUCAGCGCUCAACAGCUGGGACCCCAAGAAGUGGCUGUGGACUCACCCGGAGCAAUAGGAAUGAUGACUACACUCUCUCAGUUCGCCCACCUGUCUACUUGAACGAUGUUAUCUUAAGAGUGGUCACAGAGUAUGCCUGGCAGAAAUUCAUUAUAUUCUAUGAUAGUGAAUAUGAUAUCCGUGGAAUACAGGAAUUUUUGGACAAAGUAUCUCAGCAGGGGAUGGAUGUUGCACUUCAGAAGGUAGAAAACAAUAUCAAUAAAAUGAUCACCACUCUCUUCGAUACCAUGAGAAUAGAGGAAUUGAAUCGCUAUCGAGACACUCUUAGGCGAGCCAUCCUUGUUAUGAAUCCUGCCACGGCCAAAUCCUUCAUUACUGAGGUUGUGGAGACGAAUUUGGUUGCUUUUGACUGUCACUGGAUCAUUAUAAAUGAGGAAAUAAACGAUGUGGACGUACAAGAACUUGUAAGAAGGUCAAUUGGAAGGUUAACGAUCAUUCGGCAGACAUUUCCAGUCCCCCAGAAUAUAAGUCAGCGAUGUUUCCGUGGCAACCAUCGAAUAUCUUCAACACUGUGUGAUCCAAAGGAUCCAUUUGCUCAGAACAUGGAGAUUUCAAACCUUUACAUAUAUGACACAGUGCUUCUGCUUGCUAAUGCUUUUCAUAAGAAGCUGGAGGACCGAAAGUGGCACAGCAUGGCAAGUUUGUCAUGUAUCAGAAAGAACUCGAAGCCUUGGCAGGGAGGGCGUUCCAUGUUGGAGACCAUCAAGAAGGGUGGAGUUAGUGGGUUGACUGGAGAGCUAGAGUUUGGAGAAAAUGGAGGCAAUCCCAAUGUCCACUUCGAAAUUCUUGGAACCAACUAUGGAGAAGAGCUUGGCAGAGGUGUUCGCAAACUUGGGUGCUGGAAUCCUGUCACGGGUCUGAAUGGGUCACUGACAGAUAAGAAACUGGAGAAUAACAUGCGUGGCGUGGUUCUACGUGUGGUGACUGUUCUGGAAGAACCUUUUGUAAUGGUCUCUGAAAAUGUCUUGGGUAAGCCGAAGAAAUACCAGGGCUUCUCCAUUGAUGUUUUGGAUGCCUUAUCAAACUACCUGGGUUUUAACUAUGAAAUCUAUGUUGCACCGGAUCACAAAUAUGGAAGCCCACAAGAAGAUGGGACAUGGAAUGGCUUGGUAGGAGAACUAGUCUUUAAGAGAGCCGACAUAGGGAUUUCUGCAUUAACCAUCACUCCAGAUCGUGAGAAUGUGGUGGACUUUACGACACGUUACAUGGACUACUCAGUGGGGGUAUUACUUCGACGGGCUGAAAAGACAGUGGAUAUGUUUGCCUGUCUUGCACCGUUUGAUCUCUCCCUCUGGGCUUGCAUUGCUGGCACAGUCCUUCUGGUGGGUCUACUGGUCUACCUCUUGAACUGGCUUAACCCCCCACGGUUACAAAUGGGAUCAAUGACGUCUACUACUCUCUAUAACUCCAUGUGGUUUGUGUAUGGAUCUUUCGUACAGCAAGGUGGGGAGGUCCCAUACACAACGCUGGCUACUCGAAUGAUGAUGGGGGCUUGGUGGCUGUUUGCUUUGAUUGUCAUCUCAUCUUACACAGCCAACCUUGCUGCUUUCCUCACUAUUACCCGCAUUGAAAGCUCCAUCCAGUCUCUCCAGGACCUUUCCAAGCAAACAGACAUCCCUUAUGGCACAGUCCUGGACUCUGCAGUAAAAUAUGGAAAUUAUGCUUUUGUAUGGGAUGCAGCUGUAUUGGAAUAUGUGGCUAUCAAUGAUCCAGACUGUUCCUUUUAUACCAUUGGGAAUACCGUUGCUGAUCGGGGAUACGGAAUUGCAUUACAACAUGGCAGUCCUUACCGCGAUGUUUUUUCACAAAGGAUCCUGGAGCUUCAGCAGAAUGGUGACAUGGACAUCCUGAAGCACAAAUGGUGGCCUAAGAAUGGCCAGUGUGACCUGUACUCCUCAGUGGACACAAAGCAGAAAGGAGGCGCCCUGGACAUCAAGAGCUUUGCGGGGGUUUUUUGCAUCCUGGCUGCCGGCAUCGUCCUGUCCUGCUUCAUAGCCAUGCUGGAGACCUGGUGGAACAAGAGGAAAGGCUCCCGCGUCCCGUCGAAAGAGGAUGACAAGGAAAUUGACCUGGAGCACCUCCAUAGACGUGUAAAUAGCUUGUGCACAGAUGACGACAGCCCCCAUAAACAGUUUUCCACCUCGUCAAUUGAUUUGACCCCUCUGGACAUUGACACUUUGCCAACACGACAAGCACUGGAGCAAAUCAGUGAUUUCAGGAACACUCAUAUCACCACAACAACCUUUAUCCCAGAGCAGAUCCAGACUCUUAGCCGCACACUGUCAGCUAAAGCUGCCUCUGGUUUCACUUUUGGCAACGUGCCUGAGCACCGAACUGGCCCUUUUAGGCACAGGGCACCUAAUGGGGGCUUUUUCAGGAGUCCUAUAAAAACAAUGUCAUCUAUUCCUUAUCAACCAACUCCUAACUUGGGGCUCAAUCUGGGUAAUGAUCCAGACCGAGGCACCUCCAUAUGA
Molecule: messenger RNA, 2963 nt
Organism: Propithecus coquereli (Coquerel's sifaka)
Lineage: Eukaryota; Metazoa; Chordata; Mammalia; Primates; Indriidae
Gene: GRID2
Product: glutamate receptor, ionotropic, delta 2
Exons: 16
Coding region: 75-2963 (962 amino acids)
Biological process (GO): modulation of chemical synaptic transmission; monoatomic ion transport; synaptic transmission, glutamatergic
Cellular component (GO): plasma membrane; postsynaptic membrane
Molecular function (GO): glutamate-gated receptor activity; transmitter-gated monoatomic ion channel activity involved in regulation of postsynaptic membrane potential
Source: RefSeq, a predicted model, not a curated record